CACUAGUAUUGUAGUUUUUGUCUGGACGGUCGUAUUCUGGGUCCGGGGCUACUUGGUUUUAAAAAUUUACUAAUUUUUCUAAAAUUAGAUUUUAAUCACAGGCCAGCUUUAUUGGAUCUCAAUUAUUCGGUAAAUAAGUAAUAUUUAAAAUGUUGCGUAUAUUCAGACAGCCAUUUACGAAAAGAUUUUUACACCAAGGUGAAAAACAUUUAAAAAGCUUUUCAACAGUACCACAAGCAGAACCAAAGAAACCUGAUAUUAAAACCUCAGUUCCUGGGCCGAAAACAGAAGCCCUACUCAAAGAACUGUCUUCGUUACAGCAAGCAGGUUCGGUGCAACUGUUUGCCGAUUAUGAUAAAUGCAUUGGUAAUUAUUUUGUGGAUGCUGAUGGAAAUACGUUUUUGGACUCGUUUACGCAAAUAUCAUCGAUACCUGUCGGAUACAAUCAUCCGGAGCUAUUGAAAGCUUUUGAAGAUAAACAUAGUCUCAGAUCCCUCGUCAAUCGUCCAGCUCUCGGUGUGUUUCCGGCAGUGGAUUGGCCUCAAAAGUUAAAGAGUGUAUUAAUGGCAGUUGCACCACAAGGCCUAGACGCAGUUACCACAAUGAUGUGUGGUUCCUGUUCUAACGAGAAUGCAUACAAAACUGUAUUUAUGUGGUACCGAUUGAAAGAACGGGGAGGAAAAGUUGACUUCUCACCCGAGGAGAUGGCGUCAUGUAUGGUUAAUCAGCCGCCCGGUUCUCCAAACUUGUCGAUUUUAUCAUUUAAGGGAAGUUUCCAUGGUCGUACAUUUGGGGCCUUGUCGACUACAAGAUCGAAACCAAUACACAAGCUUGACUGCCCCGCGUUUGAUUGGCCGGUUGCUCCGUUCCCGAGAUACAAAUAUCCACUCAAUCAAUUUGAAUCAGAAAAUCACGCGGAAGAUAACAAAUGUCUCGAGCAAGUAGCUGACACAAUAGAGAAAUAUAAAAUGAAAGGAUGCCCAGUAGCCGGAGUUAUCGUUGAACCUAUUCAGUCAGAAGGCGGCGAUUAUGAAGCAUCGCCCUACUUUUUCCAAAAGCUGCAAAAAAUAUGCCAAAAUAGCGAAGCGGCUCUUAUCAUAGACGAGGUGCAGACUGGCUGUGGGCCCACAGGCAAGAUGUGGUGCUACGAGCACUUCAACCUACCCUCCGCCCCCGAUGUGGUUACCUUCAGCAAGAAAAUGUUGACUGGCGGCUUUUACUUCAAGAUUGAAAAAAAGCCCGCGCACCCAUACCGGGUAUUCAAUACGUGGAUGGGAGACCCAGGCAAAUUGAUUUUGUUGGAGAAAGUACUGCAAGUUAUUAAAAAUGAAAAUCUACUUUCCUUGGUAAACGAAACCGGAAAAGUCCUUAAGGACGGUUUACACAAGUUGGAGAUUGAAUUUCCUCAGGUGAUAAACAGCGUGCGUGGACGAGGCACUUUCUUAGCGUUUAACGCUACGAAUACACAAUGCAGAGACAAAAUCGUUGCAGAUUUGAAAACUAAUGGUGUCUUGGGUGGAGCUUGUGGAGAGAACAGUGUUCGCCUUAGACCGGCCCUGGUGUUCGCGCCGAAGCAUGCUGCUAUUUAUUUGGACAUUUUACGGAAAACUCUGCGGGAAAUAUAAGUAUCUCGCAUUUAUAUUCAUGUCCUAACAAAGGCUUAUAGUCGCAAUAAUCUAGGUCAAUUCAGGAUAGUUUUAUAGAUAUAGAUUUUUUGUGAUAUUAUGAUAACUCUAAAAAGCAAUUUGAACUUUUAUGUUUCGCAAUAAUAUAUCAUGCCCUAGGUUUAAAAUAAUUUAUUUUAAAUGAUUAUUUAUAUUAAACGAAAAGGGGCUCAGAUUAUAUUUUAUUUUGUGAUAUUCAGUAUUAUCAAUUUAAGCAUUAAUUUUUUAUGAUGCUGUAUCCAGUGAGCCAUUAAGUUCUAAGAAGUUUCAAGUAUUACUAUUAUAGCAUUUAUUUAUU
Pararge aegeria (speckled wood butterfly) is the source of this 1962-nucleotide messenger RNA. It is a transcript of the gene Gabat, whose product is annotated as 4-aminobutyrate aminotransferase, mitochondrial. Gene Ontology annotation, molecular function: pyridoxal phosphate binding. Bases 150 to 1625 code for a protein of 491 amino acids. The record is from RefSeq and is a predicted model, not a curated record. The transcript has 9 exons. Gene Ontology annotation, cellular component: mitochondrion. NCBI's taxonomy places the organism in Eukaryota, Metazoa, Arthropoda, Insecta, Lepidoptera, Nymphalidae. Gene Ontology annotation, biological process: GABA catabolic process.